Messenger RNA from Lonchura striata (white-rumped munia), 1388 nucleotides. NCBI's taxonomy places the organism in Eukaryota, Metazoa, Chordata, Aves, Passeriformes, Estrildidae. The record is from RefSeq and is a predicted model, not a curated record.
GAUAAAUGCCCAGCUGAACUCGCAGCAAACAUGAAGCUGAUUUUGAUCUUCAGUGCCCUCAUCGGGGCUUCCCUGUGCCUGGAAACCUUCGUUGGGCACCAGGUUCUCCGAAUCAAGACCAAAAAUGAGGAGGAGGUCAGGCAGCUGCAGCUUCUGGAAGCGCUGGAACACCUGGAGCUGGAUUUCUGGAUCAAUCCCUCUGCCUCAGCCCUCCCCGUGGAUGUGAGAGUUCCUGCUGCCAGCGUCCAGUCGGUGAAAGCCUUCCUGGAAUCCCAGGGGAUCGAAUAUUCCAUCCUGAUUGAAAACCUGCAGGAUGUUCUGGAUAAAGAAAAGCAAGACAUGGCUGAGAGUGCCCAAAGGCAGCGCAGCAGCACCUUUGACUUUGGUGCUUACCACACUCUGGAUGAAAUUAAUGCAGAACUGGACAACCUUGCAUCCGAGUACAGCUUCGUGCAGAAGAUCCAGAUCGGGCAAUCCUACGAAAAGCGGCCUCUGUACGUCCUGAAGUUCAGCACCGGCGGCUCCAACCGCCCGGCCAUCUGGCUCGACGCCGGCAUCCAUUCCCGCGAGUGGGUCACCCACGCCAGCGCCCUGUGGAUCGCCAACAAGAUUGCCUCUGACUAUGGAACAGAUCAGUCCAUCACCUCCCUGCUGGACAAGAUGGAUCUUUUCCUGCUGCCAGUCACCAACCCUGACGGAUAUGUGUACACUCACACCUCGAACCGCAUGUGGAGGAAAACCCGCUCCAAGAUUCCCGGCAGCAUCUGCGUCGGAGUUGAUCCCAACAGGAACUGGGAUGCAGGUUUUGGAGGUCCUGGAGCCAGCAACAACCCCUGCUCCGACUCCUACCACGGGCCCAGGGCCAACUCCGAGGUGGAAGUGAAAUCUGUUGUCGACUUCAUCAAGAAUCACGGAAACUUCAAGGCCUUCCUGACCCUCCACAGUUAUUCCCAGCUCCUGAUGUAUCCCUAUGGAUACAAAUGCACCAGGCCAAACGAUUAUGCCGAGCUGGAAUCUCUGGGAAGAGCUGCCGCCAGUUCCAUCCGCUCCCUCUACGGCACCACCUUUCAAGUGGGCACCAUUUGCCAAACCAUCUACCAAGCCAGUGGAGGCAGCAUUGACUGGAGCUAUGACAAUGGGAUCAAAUAUUCCUUUGCCUUCGAGCUGCGGGACACGGGGCGCUACGGAUUCCUGCUGCCCGCCAACCAGAUCGUCCCCACCGCCAGGGAGACCUGGCUGGGCCUGAAGAAGAUCAUGGAGCACGUGCGGGACAAGUCCUCCUGAGAGCUGGGCUGGGAGUCAGCUCUGCAGCACCGGCUCAAAAAGCCUCUGUGUGCUGUGAUGGCUGUCACGACAGAAAGGGCUGAAUAAACCUCUGUGCAAUCCCG